This is a messenger RNA of Protobothrops mucrosquamatus (brown spotted pit viper), 1065 nucleotides long. It is a transcript of the gene COLEC11, whose product is annotated as collectin subfamily member 11. Bases 1 to 1065 code for a protein of 354 amino acids. The record is from RefSeq and is a predicted model, not a curated record. Lineage: Eukaryota; Metazoa; Chordata; Lepidosauria; Squamata; Viperidae. The transcript is spliced from 9 exons.
AUGAAUUUGUCCUCGUUCCCAGAACCAUUGCCAAAAGAAACUCUGCAAGCUCAGUCGGCUGCUAUGUUUUUAGACUUCAUGGGAACUGCUGGAGAUGGAGUAAGGGACAAGCUCAUUAUGAAGAGUGAUCUGGUUUUCUUUGUCUCUGUAAUUAGCCUUGCAUUCCUGUCUCUGCCAAGAUCUGGAUAUGCUCAACAUAUUGCAGAGGAAUCCUGCUCUGUUCAGAUUUUGGUUCCAGGCCUCAAAGAAAUGUUGGCUGGUUUGUUGCCAUUCUUGACUUUUUAUCAUGAAAAUAGGAAUCACCAACAGUGUAAACAAAUGGUCAAGAAAUCUGAUGUCUUAACAUUUUUAAAGAAAAAAUUAACAGAACGGGCUCUGAGGGAAAAUGGAGAAAAGGGGGGAAAAGGUGCUCCAGGCCGCCCUGGACGAGUUGGACCUCCAGGGGAAAAAGGAGAAGUGGGAGACAAAGGGGAGAAAGGUAGCAUGGGGCGACAUGGAAAAGUUGGUCCCAUAGGCUCAAAAGGACAAAAAGGAGAUAAUGGAGAUAUAGGUCCACCUGGUCCAAAUGGAGAUCCAGGUAUUCCUUGUGAAUGUGGCCAACUACGAACAGCCAUUGGUAAAAUGGAUAAUCAAGUGACCCUGCUGACAACAGAGCUGAAGUUCAUUAAAAAAGCUGUUGCUGGUGUGCGCGAGACAGAUAAUAAGACGUACCUGCUGGUGAAAGAACAGAAGCGGUAUGUGGACGCCCAGCUCUACUGCCAAGGAAGAGGAGGGAUCCUGAGCAUGCCCAAGGAUGAAGCCACCAAUAAUCUCAUUGCUUCCUACAUCAAUCAAGCUGGCCUCAGCCGAGUUUUCAUUGGCAUUAAUGACCUUGAGAAGGAAGGCAGCUUUGUCUACUCUGACCGAUCCCCUAUGCAGACCUUCAACAAGUGGAGCACUGGUGAACCAAAUAAUGCUUAUGACGAGGAGGACUGUGUAGAAAUGAUCACCUCGGGGGGCUGGAAUGAUGUGGCUUGUCACAUUACAAUGAAUUUUGUAUGCGAAUUUGACAAAGAAAAUGUUUAA